Molecule: messenger RNA, 2181 nt
Organism: Closterium sp. NIES-65
Lineage: Eukaryota; Viridiplantae; Streptophyta; Zygnematophyceae; Desmidiales; Closteriaceae
Source: the annotation of a GenBank genome assembly
AUGGAGGGGGAAGAAGACAGCUCACGGGCUAUUCCUGGGGCUUCACUUGGAGGCCUCCCGACACCGGCCUCCAGGGCCAGUUUUCGCUUGGGGAGCGUCUUCAAUGGGCAGGAAAUUGGGUGGGACGAUGCAAUCGCGACGAGGAGGCGUGAAGAGGUGCGGGAAUGGGAGUCUCUAGGACCUGGCCCGGUGACGGAGGAGCAAGGAACACGGGGAAAGGAGAAGGACCCGGAUUGGAGGCCGGCUCCGGGGGAGGCGGCCGGCACGAGUGGAGGAUCGGGUGAUGAGGGUUGGGGAGGGAGAGGAGCGGGCCAGGCUGGUGGCAGUGGCGCGCGUGGCAGCGGUGCAGCAGCAAAGAGGCCACGCCCGAGUGGGCCUGUGGGGUCGGGAGCUGGAGGGGCCGGGCCGGCGUCGAAUUCGCAGCCGCAGGGGGCAGCCGCGGGUGGUUCUGAGGGGUCGGGCGCAGCAGGGGCAGGUACCUCCGCCGCUGCGGCAGGUGGUGCACCUUUGGGUGGGUCUACGGGGGCUGGAGCUGCUGCUGUGAUUGCAAGCCAGAGGUCCGACAGGGCGGGCAGGACCCCUACCGACGAGGAGCUGGACCCAUGGACUGAGGAGGUGCUUAGGAAUGCAGAACCCGGCCUGGUUCGUGGCAUGUUCAGUGAGAAGGAUGUGAACGAGGCUAGGAAUUGCAAGAUUUGCAAGAAGAAGAUUAGCUGGAAAGGUAGUUGCACGAGCACGGGGAAGAGACACCUUAAGAGGAGCCACUACCCCAGUCUGCAGAUCUGGUGUCGGCGUUUCAAGGAUCCAAACAAGCCAGACAACCUGACGUUUCCCGAUGGGGGAUGGGGUCCGGAUGUCCCCGACCAGACAGCGUGGCCUUGGGAGCAUGCAGCCACGUGGCCCAGGAUUGUACAGACACCAGACAGCGCUGUGACUGGCGGAUCCGAGGCUGGUGGGAGUAGGCAGAUGAGCAUGGCCGCAUUCGUCACGCCGCGUGUUCAUGGCCGGCAGCUGCGCGAGGGAUUGGUGCUGCUAUUUGCGGCAGCUGACCUUCCGUUUCGACUUGUUGAGUGUCGCGAGGCAUACGGGGAGGCUGCUCGGGAGGACAUGCGGCAGCUACUGGUGGGUGAUGGCCUGGCGGGAAGGAUGUCCCUCACCUUUGACAUCUGGACCGGUGAGAACAACGUGGCCUUCAUGGGGGUGACUGCCCACUAUGUCACCAGCGAUUUCCAGCUAAAACAGGCUGUUAUAGACUUCAGGGAGCUUAAGGGCUCUCAUACGGGGGACUUGAUAGCCGAUGAGCUGGAGGAGGUGUUGAGGGAGUGGGGCUUGGAGAAGAUGCUGUUCGCCGUGACGUGUGACAACGCCGAGAACAACAGCAGGGCGAUGCGUCUGCUGGCCGGUGUACCUGACGCCAGGCCGGGCUCACGGCCCAGGCACCCACCACUGCUCAGUCGCUGGAGGCACUUCAGGUGCAUGGCGCACGUCGUCAACCUUGCAGUGCAAGCUGCACUGAAGGUUGACGAGGUGGCCGAGCCACUCAAGAGGCUGCGAGACGUGGCGAACUACAUCGGCUGGUCCACACUGCGCACAGAUCGUUUCUUCGAGCUCCAAAAGGGAUACGCGGCGACCCGGCCCCAGGGUCCUCCCGGUUCUCGGCGACCAUCGGGUCCGUUGCGUUUGAUCGUGGACUGCGUGACGAGAUGGGGUUCUACACUCCACAUGGUGAACAGGGGCUUCGAGCUGCGCAUGCCCAUUGCCAUGUUUUUCGACGAUUCAGAUUACAACGCGCUGAUUGAUCUGCAGGAGAAGGCACAGCGCACUCCUGGCAUCUCCCCUCUGCGCUCAUCGCUGAUCACUGCUGCUCUGAGCAAGCUGGAGCGACACAUGGGGGGUGUGAGCGAGGAGGCAGCGAUAGCCACUUUCUUGGACCCGCGCCAGAAGCUCGCGCCCUUCAAGCACCGAGCCAGGGCAGCAGAGGGGAAUUCGAGAGGGACAACACUGGAGCUAGGACCUGAUAGGGUGAAGGCCCUGGUACGAGCGCGCCUUCCAGAGUACCAGGCAGCCAGCACCACGGCGCUGCGAGAUGGUGGGGAGGUGACUAGUGCGAGGGGUGCAGGGGUGCAUGCGUCGGCAGGGGGUGGGGCUGUGGAUGCAUCGGCAAAUGUCAGCAUCCAAUAA